AUGAGCUUCUCGACAAUGCUCAACCGCCUUCACGGGCAACCCGAGAGCUAUGACAAAAAAUCUAAGUACCGGUUUGGGCGCACCCUCGGUGCUGGCACAUACGGUAUCGUUCGAGAGGCCGAAGGCCCCAAUGGCCGCGUCGCAAUCAAGAUCAUCCUGAAGAAGGUUGUCCGCGGCAAUGAGCGUAUGGUGCUCGACGAGCUGGACAUGCUCCAGCGACUCAAGCACCCGCACAUUGUGAAGUUUGUGGAUUGGUUCGAGUCAAGAGAUAAAUACUAUAUCGUCACCGAACUCGCAGUCGGUGGGGAACUGUUUGACCGAAUUUGCCAGCAAGGAAAAUUCACAGAGAAGGACGCAUCUCAGACCAUCGGGCAGGUUCUCGGCGCCGUCGACUACCUCCACCGGAACAACGUCGUCCAUCGUGAUCUCAAGCCCGAAAACCUCCUUUACCUCUCCAAGGACUCGAACUCAGAUUUGGUCCUAGCUGACUUUGGUAUCGCGAAGACGCUUGGCACCAAGGACGAGGUGUUAACGACCAUGGCCGGUUCGUUUGGCUACGCCGCCCCGGAGGUCAUGCUUAAAAAGGGCCACGGCAAGCCCGUCGACUUGUGGUCCCUCGGUAUCAUCACCUACACCCUUCUUUGCGGUUACCCGCCUUUCCGCUCUGAGAGUCUCCAGGACCUCAUCGACGAAUGCAGCGCCUGCCGAGUGGUGUUCCACGAACGGUACUGGAAGGAUGUGAGCCAGGACGCCAAGGAAUUCAUCCUCGGCCUGCUGCGAGCAAAGCCGGAAGAGCGUUGGACGAGCGAGCAAGCACUCGCCCACCCAUGGCUGAGCGGCCAGAACGCCAGCGAUCAUAACUUGCUGCCUGAGAUCCGCGCCUACCUCACGCGCGCGCGCCUCCGUCGCGGUAUCGAGAUGGUCAAGCUCGCCAAUCGCAUCGAAGCGCUCAAGGUGCAAGAGGAGGACCCCGAGAACUCCGAUAUGCCAAAAGACGCCACUGAUUCCGGCGCCGUUUCGGCGGAACAAGCUUCCACAGCUGGGGCCGAGGGCGCCAGUGCUAGUGGUGGUGAAGGCGGCAAGCGCUCGCUGUCCAAGACAAUCAAGGGUGCCAUCUUCCGCGAGGUGGUACUCGCCAAGGUGCGCGAGAUGAAGGAGCAAGAGGAGACCUUGAAGGUCACGGAGGAGGCUUCCAAGGCUACUUAA
Messenger RNA from Dichotomopilus funicola, 1206 nucleotides. Its product is annotated as kinase-like domain-containing protein. Gene Ontology annotation, biological process: cellular response to oxidative stress; protein phosphorylation. Bases 1 to 1206 code for a protein of 401 amino acids. Gene Ontology annotation, molecular function: ATP binding; calcium/calmodulin-dependent protein kinase activity. The transcript is spliced from 7 exons. NCBI's taxonomy places the organism in Eukaryota, Fungi, Ascomycota, Sordariomycetes, Sordariales, Chaetomiaceae. The record is from RefSeq and is a predicted model, not a curated record.